UCCUGGAAGUAAAGGGUGGUUGCUGGGUGCUGAGGAGCAACUGCCACAACUGACACAUGAGCAGUGCAGGCUGCCACCUCUGAGGCUGCUGGGUGCUGCUCUGCUUCCAGUGUUCUCCACGUGUUCCCAAGAAGAUCACAAAAUGAAUGAAUCUCUGGGGAUGGUGACCUUUGAGGACGUGACUGUGAACAUCACCUGGGAGGAGUGGCAGGACCUGGACGACGCUCAGAGGACCCUCUACAGGGACGUGAUGCUGGAGACCUACGGGAGCCUGGUGUUCCUGGCAGGGCAUUGUGUUAUGAAGCCUGAGCUGAUGAUCAGAAUGCAGCAAGGAGCAGAGCCAUGGACUGGGGAAGGACCCCCAGAUCGGACCCUGUCAGGAGCCCAGAUGAGGCCGCACCCCCUUGUGACUCCCCAGGACAUUCAGGGCAAACAUUGGUGUAACUUUGUUUUUACCAGCCACAAAACAGCAACAAGCGAAAGAAUCAACUGGAGAAAACCAUUGAGUUUAAGCUCAACCCAUUCUUUGGAAAGAAAUCAUCGAAAUUAUUCAGGAAGGAUGCCUGAGGACAGCAAUGGUAUGUGUGAGAUUGUAUUUCCCCUUGGUGAACCUGGUGAGGAGCCUGAUGGAGACACAGCAGGGGACUGUCACCUCUGUGGGCAACUGGCCCACUGUCCUGAUCAUCCUAAUGGUCAACAGAUGAUUCAAACAUUUCAGCAGCCUCCUGAACUCUGUGGGCAAGAGAAAGCCUUGAACAAGGGGUCAGCAGUCUUUGCACGUAACACAGCUGUUUUGGGAGGAGCUCCCCAUAAAAAUAAUGAAUAUAGGAAAUCCUUUAAGAACCUUGCUUUUACUGUCACUGAGACAACUCACACUGGAGAGUCCAAAUACCGAUGUGACAAAGGGUGUGAAAUCAUUGAAAAACCAACACAAUUACUUCCUGAUCGUGAUGUUGACGGUGAACACAGUAUAUUUAAUCAAAAUGGGGAUAUUUUCAGUAGGGAAUUGCACAUUACUCAGAAUCAGAGGACUGGGGUAGAGAAAAAGUUUGAAGAUACUAUAUGUAGAAAAAGUCCCUGCAAAAUAUCUGUCCUCACUAAACAUCAGAGCAUAGAAAUAGGGGCAAAAUCUUCUGAGUGUUUGAAAACCUGUAAGAAAUCAGUACUCAGUAGACAUGAAAGAACUCUCACAGGAGAGAAACCCUAUGAAUGUACGGAAUGUGGAAAAGCUUUCUCCAAGAAAUCAUCACUCACUACACAUCAGAGAAUUCACACAGGCGAGAAACCCUAUGUAUGUGAAACGUGCAGGAAGUCUUUCUCCCAGAAGUCACACCUCUCUCGACAUCAAAGAAUUCACACAGGAGAAAAACCCUAUGAAUGUGAACAAUGUAGGGAAUCUUUUAGAACUAAGGUUUGUCUGAUUAAGCAUCAGGAAAUUCACAGAGGAGAAAAAUCCUAUAAAUGUAAGGAAUGUGGGAAAUCUUUCUACCAGAAAUCAGCACUGACUAAUCAUCACAGCAUACACACUGGAGAGACAUCUCAACAGCAAAGAAUUCACACAGGAGAAAAACCCUAUGAAUGUGAACAAUGUAAGAAGUCUUUUGGAAAUAAGUGUUCUCUCACCAAUCAUCAGAGAAUUCAUACAGGAGAGAAACCCUAUGAAUGUAAAGAAUGUGGGAAAUCUUUCUGCUGGCUAUCAAAUUUCUCUCUUCAUCAGAGAAGUCACACCGGAGAGAGACCCUACCAAUGUAAAGAAUGUAGAAAAUCUUUCUCCCAGAAAACACACCUCUCUCAACAUAAGGCAACUCACACAGGUGAAAAACCCUAUGCAUGUGAAACAUGCUCGAAGUCUUUCUCCCAGAAGUCACACCUCUCUCGACAUCGAAGAAUUCACACAGGAGUGAAACCCUAUGAAUGUGAAGAGUGUAAGAAAUCUUUCUACCAGAAGUCAAACCUCACUGCACACCAGCGAACUCACACAGGAGAGAAACCCCAUGAAAAUAAGGAUUGUAGGAAAUCUUUCAAGCACAAGUGAUAUCUCACUGACCUUCAGAGGUCACCCGGGAUAGAAACUGGAUGAUUCCCCAGCGACUGGUAUGCAAUUGUCAUUGUGGUAGCAGUGGUGGCCUAGGGUAGAAAAGUUGAGUAUUUGAGUAAUGCUCUUUCUUUUUUCUUUAAAAAAGAAACUAGCUGUAUGAAAGUAAAGAAUAGG
Messenger RNA from Talpa occidentalis (Iberian mole), 2212 nucleotides. Its product is annotated as zinc finger protein 154-like. Gene Ontology annotation, molecular function: DNA-binding transcription repressor activity, RNA polymerase II-specific. The record is from RefSeq and is a predicted model, not a curated record. Gene Ontology annotation, biological process: negative regulation of transcription by RNA polymerase II. Bases 143 to 2035 code for a protein of 630 amino acids. NCBI's taxonomy places the organism in Eukaryota, Metazoa, Chordata, Mammalia, Eulipotyphla, Talpidae. The transcript has 5 exons.